Xiphophorus maculatus (southern platyfish) is the source of this 3894-nucleotide messenger RNA. Its product is annotated as cell wall protein DAN4-like. Gene Ontology annotation, molecular function: protein binding. Lineage: Eukaryota; Metazoa; Chordata; Actinopteri; Cyprinodontiformes; Poeciliidae. The transcript has 24 exons. Bases 1708 to 3765 code for a protein of 685 amino acids. The record is from RefSeq and is a predicted model, not a curated record.
CACUAUGGAAAUGACACCUGUAAUAAUUUUGGAAAUCACUAUCAUGAAGGUCCCAGGUAGUGGAUAAAUAAUUAAUCUAUCACAAAACCUAGUGAAUGAUUUGUUCAUCAAAUAUCACCAAAUUGGAGAAAGGAAAAGGGGUGGAGCCUUAACCCCUCCCCACCUGCCAUUUUCCUCCCAGGACUGACGUUGCGCUCUCUGCGAGGAAAGUACAAUUAUACUGCACUGCAACUCGGAUGGAUGUGGAGAAGUAUGUAGGUAAGUCUUUGUUCAAGUGAUUUGAACAUAAGCAAGGUUGGCAAAGUUUUACUGAUAUUUGCAAUGUGACCGACAUAUAUUUUCACGCAGCACUUCCUAAUUAGGGCACCGCUAAUGAGCAAAAGCUAGCUUGUGUUGAGAACAUGUGACCACUUAGAACAAGGUUUAAAUACUCCAUGUGUUAAAUGGAAUGGCCAUUUAAAAACACGAAUUAGAAUGUUACAUUUGUGUUAAAACUGACUCCAUGUCAACUAGAAACAAAAACGACAACAUGCGCUAAUGGCUGCUCACUUCAGCUAUGAUGUUAGCAUGUGCAGCUAACCUUGUCUACUGUUUUACAUUUUCGUUUUAUAAAUGUACAAGAAUAGUUUCAUUAUAGAAUACGGUGAUUCACAGUGCAUACCUCAUAAUCCAUAUCCCUUUUGCAAUUUAUGGUGCAGUUAAUGUAAAAAUAAAUAAAUAUUACCAGACGUUUUUUCAUAAGAAAGUUUAAAUACCCAGAUCAUUCAACAGUUUCACAUGGUGUGAUUUUAAGUUUUUUUAAUGUUUCCCUUCUAAACUAGUGCUUUCUAAAUAUUUUGUAGAUGUUAUUGUUGGCUAAGUUAAACAAAUGUGAAAAUAUAAAACAUCAUCUGCCACCGCACGUUAAGAGAAGUGCAGUCCUAUGUUAAUUUCCAUGACUGUGAUAAGAACACAAUGCAGAAAAAAAAGAGCAACGAAUAAGUGCAUUUAUUCAGGAAGGAACAUCAGACAUCGAAUAGUGUGGAGUUGUUCCCUAUUCAGUCCCUUUUUUAUUAAAUCAAAGAGGAGCUUUGUUAUGCUUAUUGUCAACCGUGGUACUAAGGACCCACUGCCUUGUAUAUUUUCCUGCAACUUUUAGAUAUCUCUUUUUCAGCAUACCUGUCUCCAAUAUAAGCACAGUACAGGUUGAUUACAUGCUAGUGAGGACAUUUCACCAUGUAAUCUAAGAAUAUAGGACAAGUUGCACAUCUAAAAGUUACAGGACUUUGGCCCUUGAGGAAUGCAGUUUGAGAACACUGUCUUAAGCAUUUCCUUAUUGUGGCGCAGCUGAUCUGAGUGAGUUACAUCCGCUGUGCUGAAACAGUGGUAUACUGAGGAGGUAAUACAAUCAUUUGAUUUGGUUUUGGUGGAACAAAACCUAACGGGCAGUGGGCCCUGAUACCAGUAGACAGUGUAAACAACUGGAAUAACUUCUUAACAGUGUAAGUUACUGCUUGCUGCUCUGACUUAGAAAGAAUAUAUGAACAAAUUGUACAGGAGUUCCUAGUUUAAUCAUAAUUUAAUUUUGCAAAUAGUCAUUGUGGUUGUUUAGCUGCUGUUCUGUUUAAAACUUGAUGAUGAUAAUAUACCCAUAGAUUUUCUCAGUCUAUUAUUAAAGCAUAUGUUACUUUUAUUUUCUCUUGAUCACCAUAGACUUUUUUUCUCUAGAUGCACACAACAAUGAGGCCACAGAGAUUAAAAAUAAAACCAAAGGAUGAAGCAACUCAUUUUGUGAGUCUGAGUCAGGACAAAGAUGGUUUUUAUGUACAAUACAUAAACUCUUUUAAGGGUCGAGGAGUAUUUAGUACAUGCCACUUUCAGACAGGAGCUUUCUUAUUGGAAUAUCGAGGCGAUGUCAUAAACAACGAAGAGUAUGAAAGACGGGUAAAAAUCUAUCAUGAUGCCUUGAAGGUCUUCAUGUUUGAGUUUCGUCAUAAUGGGAAAAAGUUGUGUGUUGAUGCAGCGAGAGAGGAUGGGUCUUUGGGAAGACUGGUUAAUGACGACCAUUUGAUCCCUAACAGCAAAAUGAAGACAAUAACAGUGAAUGGAAGACCUCAUCUCUGUCUCUUUGCAAUUAAGGACAUAAAUCCAGGGGAAGAGAUUACCUAUAACUAUGGAAACGCUGAAUGGCCAUGGAGAAUGAAGGUUUCUGCUCAUCCUGACAAAACUGUAGGUGAAGAACCGAUGGGAUCACUAUCCUCGUCUCUUGAACCACAGGUUUCUGCUCACCCUGACAAAACUGUAGGUGAAGAACCGAUGGGAUCACUAUCCUCGUCUCUUGAACCACAGGUUUCUGCUCACCCUGACAAAACUGUAGGUGAAGAACCGAUGGGAUCACUAUCCUCGUCUCUUGAACCACAGGUUUCUGCUCACCCUGACAAAACUGUAGGUGAAGAACCGAUGGAAUCACUAUCCUCGUCUCUUGAACCACAGGUUUCUGCUCACCCUGACAAAACUGUAGGUGAAGAACCAAUGGGAUCACUAUCCUCGUCUCUUGAACCACAGGUUUCUGCUCACCCUGACAAAACUGUAGGUGAAGAACCGAUGGGAUCACUAUCCUCGUCUCUUGAACCACAGGUUUCUGCUCACCCUGACAAAACUGUAGGUGAAGAACCGAUGGAAUCACUAUCCUCGUCUCUUGAACCACAGGUUUCUGCUCACCCUGACAAAACUGUAGGUGAAGAACCGAUGGGAUCACUAUCCUCGUCUCUUGAACCACAGGUUUCUGCUCACCCUGACAAAACUGUAGGUGAAGAACCGAUGGGAUCACUAUCCUCGUCUCUUGAACCACAGGUUUCUGCUCACCCUGACAAAACUGUAGGUGAAGAACCGAUGGGAUCACUAUCCUCGUCUCUUGAACCACAGGUUUCUGCUCACCCUGACAAAACUGUAGGUGAAGAACCGAUGGAAUCACUAUCCUCGUCUCUUGAACCACAGGUUUCUGCUCACCCUGACAAAACUGUAGGUGAAGAACCGAUGGGAUCACUAUCCUCGUCUCUUGAACCACAGGUUUCUGCUCACCCUGACAAAACUGUAGGUGAAGAACCGAUGGGAUCACUAUCCUCGUCUCUUGAACCACAGGUUUCUGCUCACCCUGACAAAACUGUAGGUGAAGAACCGAUGGAAUCACUAUCCUCGUCUCUUGAACCACAGGUUUCUGCUCACCCUGACAAAACUGUAGGUGAAGAACCGAUGGGAUCACUAUCCUCGUCUCUUGAACCACAGGUUUCUGCUCACCCUGACAAAACUGUAGGUGAAGAACCGAUGGGAUCACUAUCCUCGUCUCUUGAACCACAGGUUUCUGCUCACCCUGACAAAACUGUAGGUGAAGAACCGAUGGGAUCACUAUCCUCGUCUCUUGAACCACAGGUUUCUGCUCACCCUGACAAAACUGUAGGUGAAGAACCGAUGGGAUCACUAUCCUCGUCUCUUGAACCACAGGUUUCUGCUCACCCUGACAAAACUGUAGGUGAAGAACCGAUGGGAUCACUAUCCUCGUCUCUUGAACCACAGAAAUGCAACCAUGUUGUACUGUGCUCAUCAUUUUCAAGCAUUGAAAAAUGCACAUAUUGCUUGGGACCUUUUGUUGCCCUCAAGUGGAAUGGUCUGAAAUGUAAAGACUGUUCUUCAAUAUGGCACAACAUCUGCUAUGAAAAGAUCCAGAGGACUGAUUUUUCACCAUCUUCAUGCGUAGGUGUCUUUAGUUCUCCUUUUGGUACUCUUUAAAAGAGCAAUACUUGAACAAUCUCUUUCUUUUUAAGGUUUCUGACGAAUCAUCUUCAGCUGAUGAUGUUUCAGACAAAGAAUACAUACCUGACUCUGUCAGUUACUCAGAUAGUUCAGUGGAACUCUCAA